This is a messenger RNA of Exophiala bonariae, 888 nucleotides long. RefSeq lists its product as uncharacterized. Gene Ontology annotation, molecular function: NADP binding; NAD binding; 3-hydroxyisobutyrate dehydrogenase activity. Gene Ontology annotation, biological process: L-valine catabolic process. Gene Ontology annotation, cellular component: mitochondrion. The record is from RefSeq and is a predicted model, not a curated record. The transcript is spliced from 3 exons. NCBI's taxonomy places the organism in Eukaryota, Fungi, Ascomycota, Eurotiomycetes, Chaetothyriales, Herpotrichiellaceae. Bases 1 to 888 code for a protein of 295 amino acids.
AUGGGCUAUUCUAUGGCACAGAACCUCCGAGCGAAGAUCCCAGAGGCUGAUACCCUGACCGUCUUCGACGUCAACAAGUCUUCACUGGAGAGGUUCUCAAAGGAGGCGGUCCCAUCGAACGUCGUCCUCGCCCAGAACCCACGGGAAGUCGUUGAGAACUCGGAUUACAUUGUCUCGGCACUGCCAGAGCCCCAGCAUGUCAAAUCCGUGUUCGAGGAAGUCCUUGCUACCUCACUCCCCAAUCCCCCAUCACAGAGCACGAGAAUCUUCAUCGACUCGUCCACAAUUGACCCAACUACUUCGAGAGAAGUGGCCAAACUCGUGAAAGAGAAGGCUGGAGCCAAGUUUGUGGAUGCUCCCAUGUCAGGAGGUGUGGUCGGAGCUCGAGCAGGAACUUUGACGUUCAUGAUUGGAGCAGAGAAGGAGGAUGUUCCUACCCUCAGAGAAAUCCUACUGCUGAUGGGUAAAAAAGUCUGGCAUAUGGGGCCACAAGGGACUGGUUUAAGCGGCAAGCUUGCCAACAACUAUGCCCUUGCCAUCAACAAUAUUGCCACCGCAGAGGCCAUGAAUCUUGGCAUGAAAUGGGGUAUCGAAGGCAAGGCUUUGGCUGAUCUCAUCAACUCUGCUACGGGGAAAUGUUGGCCUAGCGAGAUCAACAACCCAGUCCCGGGCGUGAUUGAAACAGCACCAGCCAGCAGAGACUACGAAGGUGGAUUUGGAGUGAGCCUUAUGAACAAGGAUCUUCGACUUGCCAUGACAGCAGCAUCCGAGGCUGGAGCCAAGCUGGUCCUCGCGGAAAAAGCAAAGGAAGUCUAUGAUGAGACGGAGAAGGCUCAUAAAGGCAAGGAUUUCUCCGUAGUAUAUAGGUGGCUAGGCGGAAAGGAAUGA